AUGGACGAUGAUUACGGCGACUUUGAUGAGUACAACGACGCCGCCGAUGACUGGGAGGCAGAAGCAGUCGAAGAAGAGGCACGUGAAAAGGAGAUCCUUGAACAAAAGGCCAUCAUUGAGGAACAGAAGGCGAAGAAACGAGUCAAGGCCCCUGCAAAGGUAAAGGAGGAAGAGGAGGAGGCACUUGCAGCGGACGUCGCAGCGGCGUUCCUUCAGAUGAAGGAAAAAGCCAGCAGUGCGGGGGAGGCGAUGAGCUUACUAGGGAAUACAGGCAAGAAUGCGUCCACGCUGAUUGCGGAUAUGCCUGUCCACACCAAAGAAGAAGCAAUGGCAGUUGGAGAAGCUAUUGCGAAUCGAUUGCUGACCUUCGCAAAGUCGCCACAUUUUAAUACGAUGCUUGCUGUGGUUUUUCAGGACUUUGCUCAGGAGUUUCGAACACGUGAAGCUGCAAAUAUUGAGGCGACACGAGUGCAUGUGUCCAGCGAGGCGCUAAAGAGGCGGGGCAAAAGGUCCCAAAAAGCAAAGGGGGCUAACCACAACGACGGCGCCGCAGCGACAGGCACCCCUGUCAACAAGGAGUUGGCUAAAGGAAAGGUGGAGGCUGAUGCGUUGGCUUUCGAUGCUGUCGUCGACGUUGGCGGUGCCGCCGGCGUUUCGAGGGAGGAAGAAGACUUCAUGUGA
Trypanosoma rangeli is the source of this 681-nucleotide messenger RNA. RefSeq lists its product as uncharacterized. Lineage: Eukaryota; Euglenozoa; Kinetoplastea; Trypanosomatida; Trypanosomatidae. The record is from RefSeq and is a predicted model, not a curated record. The transcript has a single exon. Gene Ontology annotation, cellular component: eukaryotic translation initiation factor 3 complex; cytoplasm. Gene Ontology annotation, molecular function: translation initiation factor activity. Bases 1 to 681 code for a protein of 226 amino acids.